Messenger RNA from Pyrus x bretschneideri (Chinese white pear), 1122 nucleotides. RefSeq lists its product as uncharacterized. The transcript has a single exon. Lineage: Eukaryota; Viridiplantae; Streptophyta; Magnoliopsida; Rosales; Rosaceae. The record is from RefSeq and is a predicted model, not a curated record. Bases 1 to 1122 code for a protein of 373 amino acids.
AUGGUUUGUCGACUCCACAAAUCGUUAUACGGACUCAAGCAAGCUUCUCGCAGCUGGUUCCAACGUUUUUCAUCUGCCAUUCAAGAAAUUGGCUUCCAACAGUCCCGUGCAGAUUACUCGUUAUUCACUCAGGUCUGUGGACAAUCUAUUACUGUGGUAUUACUCUACGUUGAUGAUAUGAUCAUUGCAGGAAAUGAUGAGGAAGCCAUUAGUCGACUCAAGAAGUUUCUUAGUGGUUGUUUCCGAAUUAAAGAUCUCGGACCAUUAAAAUAUUUUCUUGGUGUCGAAGUUGCACGGUCCAAAGCUGGGAUCUCCAUUUGCCAACGUAAAUAUACCUUGGAUAUAUUGGAGGAAGCUGGUUUGCUUGGAGUAAGACCUGCCAAGCUACCCAUGGAACCUGAUUUAGUGUUGACAACAACGGGUAGUGAUGCUCUCAAGGACCCGACUCGAUAUCGACGUUUGGUUGGUAAACUGAUCUAUCUCACCAUUAUAAGGCCAGACGUUACGUAUGCAGUAAAUAAUCUCAGUCAGUUCAUGCAAGAACCCAAACUUCACCAUCUUAAGGCAGCACAUCGCCUUCUCCAAUAUCUGAAAGAAGCACCCGGACAAGGCUUAAUGUUCUCUUCCCAAAGUGAAUUACAUUUAAUCGGUUACUGUGAUGCAGAUUGGGCACGUUGCCCCAUUACACGUCGAUCAGUGACGGGUUAUUGUAUCUUCCUUGGAAAGUCACUUGUGUCCUGGAAAAGCAAGAAACAAGUUACAAUAGCUCGUUCUUCUGCUGAAGCGGAGUAUCGAUCCAUGGCUGCAGCUACUUGUGAAUUAAGUUGGCUGCGAUAUUUGUUGAAAGAUUUACGUGUUGAGCAUUCCCAACCGGCAAAGUUAUUUUGUGACAACCAAGCGGCUUUACACAUAGCUGCAAAUCCUGUGUAUCAUGAACGCACAAAGCAUAUUGAGAUCGAUUGCCACACUGUUCGUGAGAGGGUUGAAAGGGGAGAAAUUAAAACUUCCUAUGUCGGAACGGGAGAACAAGUCGCAGACUUGUUUACUAAGCCACUGCGUGCGCCUAUUUUUCAAACGCAUCUAGGCAAGUUAGGCGUCAUUGACAUUCACGCUCCGACUUGA